Aphanomyces astaci is the source of this 970-nucleotide messenger RNA. RefSeq lists its product as hypothetical. The coding region runs from base 105 to 623 and encodes 172 amino acids. Lineage: Eukaryota; Oomycota; Saprolegniomycetes; Saprolegniales; Verrucalvaceae. The transcript has a single exon. The record is from RefSeq and is a predicted model, not a curated record.
CGGCGGUACAAAUAUAUAUUUAUAUAGUAUUAGACUUGGAGCAGCCUCAUCGUUCUCACUGUCUCUUCGCAUGCACUCCCCUUUGCAAGUGAAACACCCGGAUCAUGUCCGUCUCCAGCCGAGACCCGACCGCUUCGCCAAGGUGGCCCCUCAGCUUCAUGUGGCGCACACUUGCGCGGAAGUCCUUGGCAGGGACCUUCAAAAUCCAAUCGCAAUCCAUCCACGACGUCAACAGCGCGUCAACAUCGUGGUGCUGUUCGAGGUGGUGCUGCAAGAGGGCGACGACCAAGUCUCCACGUUGCCAAAGUUGCUCUAAAAGACCAAUGCAUGGAGUCAAUUGCGCAAGAAGAGUCGCCAAUUUAGAUAUGGGCACGUCAGCGGAGCUAAAUAAGUCAAGGAGGAUGGCCCAGUCGCACUCCUGCAGGGAUGGCGCGGCUGCGGGCCAUGGGUCCCCGCCUCCCAUGGACUUUCCCAGCAGCCAGUUCCGUAUGCGUUGGAAGGCAUCUCGGUAUAUCUCGUCGCUACCUUCGACGUUUUGUGCGCUGGUGGAAUGGGCGUCGUUUGCGCUGGAUGGAUGCAUGUCGUGGGUUGAUUCGUAUGAGGCACAGUUUGGCGGGUCUUGAGGAAGUCGGACGAGUUCGUCUAAGCGACAGGAUACCUCUGGCAGCUGCACUUCAUACUCAUCGCUAGAUGUCACUCGAACACGCAUCCACGCAAGCUGGAGCCAGUCUUCGCCUGAUCCUUUCUCGUAGAGGUGGCGAAGCAUGCUAUGUGUUGUUGUUGGCGGUGUUGGGUCAACAACUUCCACUGCGCCGUCGUCGAUUGCAGACACAGUUGGCACAUGCGACGAUGCUGGAUCUUCGUGCGACUGCUUGGCUUCUUGUUGCUCUGGAGGUAGCUGGACAUGUGUAUCUUGUGACGCGUCCGGGCUCUUGGGCAAUGCCAGCAACCUUCGCUUCUUCAUCAAAAU